Messenger RNA from Nematolebias whitei (Rio pearlfish), 3079 nucleotides. RefSeq names its product solute carrier family 7 member 1a (gene slc7a1a). The record is from RefSeq and is a predicted model, not a curated record. Bases 58 to 2016 code for a protein of 652 amino acids. The transcript is spliced from 12 exons. NCBI's taxonomy places the organism in Eukaryota, Metazoa, Chordata, Actinopteri, Cyprinodontiformes, Rivulidae. Gene Ontology annotation, biological process: transmembrane transport; amino acid transport. Gene Ontology annotation, molecular function: amino acid transmembrane transporter activity. Gene Ontology annotation, cellular component: plasma membrane.
UGUGAUUGCUGAACCCCGGAAGACCUUCUCACCCUCCCCAAGGUCAGAUUGUGGAUCAUGGUUUUAGAGAAGCUUCUACACUUUGGGAAGCAGUUGCUCAGGGUGAAAGUGGUCAACUCCAACUCGGAGGACUCUCGCCUGUCUCGAUGUCUCAACACCUUUGACCUGGUAGCUCUGGGUGUUGGAAGCACGUUGGGCGCUGGUGUUUACGUGCUGGCUGGUGCUGUGGCACGAGAUAAUUCAGGUCCUGCCAUUGUGCUGUGUUUCUUGAUAGCAGCCUUAGCCUCAGUGCUGGCUGGCCUUUGCUACGCUGAGUUUGGAGCUCGUGUCCCCAAGACUGGCUCAGCCUAUCUGUACUCCUAUGUGACUGUAGGAGAACUCUGGGCCUUUAUCACCGGAUGGAACCUCAUUCUCUCCUACAUCAUUGGUACAUCCAGUGUGGCCCGUGCGUGGAGCGCCACCUUCGAUGAGUUGGUAGGGAAGCGUAUAGAGCUGUUUUGCAGAGAGUACAUGUCCAUGAAUGCACGGGGUGUACUGGCAGAGUACCCUGACAUGUUUGCUGUUCUCAUCAUAUUUACUCUUACAGGUCUGUUGGCAUUUGGAGUUAAAGAGUCAGCAAUGGUGAACAAGGUUUUUACAUGUGUCAACGUCUUAGUCCUGUUGUUCAUGGUGGUCUCUGGCCUGGUGAAAGGCACUUUGAAGAACUGGCAACUGGACCCUGAGGAGAUCCUCCAUGUCAAUUAUACAAACGACUCAAGUCACAACCUGACGGACAUCUUGCCCAGCAAGGAGCGUUUAGGAAUGGGUGGCUUCAUGCCAUUUGGGAUGUCAGGUGUGCUCUCAGGAGCUGCUACUUGUUUUUAUGCCUUCGUAGGAUUUGACUGCAUUGCUACCACAGGUGAGGAAGUGAAAAACCCACAAAGAGCCAUUCCUAUUGGCAUCGUGUCCUCGCUGCUCAUUUGCUUCGUAGCCUACUUUGGUGUUUCUGCUGCCCUCACCCUCAUGAUGCCGUACUAUCUUCUGGACAGCAACAGCCCUCUGCCUGUAGCUUUUAACUAUGUGGGCUGGGGAGGAGCCAAAUACGCUGUAGCUGUGGGUUCUCUUUGUGCUCUGUCUACCAGCCUGCUGGGUGCUAUGUUCCCUAUACCCCGUGUUCUGUGGGCUAUGGCUGAAGACGGGCUGCUUUUCAAGUUCAUGGCCGAGAUCAGCCCCCGCACCAAAACCCCGCUAAAUGCAACCUUCGCUUCUGGCACAGGGGCAGCAAUCAUGGCAUUUCUGUUUGACCUGAAGGACCUGGUGGACCUGAUGUCUAUAGGCACCCUGCUGGCCUACACAUUAGUGGCCGCCUGUGUGCUGGUGCUCAGAUACCAGCCUGAACACAUGGACCCAGUGUACCACAUGGCCAACAGCCAUGAGGAGGCAGAUUUGGUUGAUGGCAUCAGUGUCCCCAGUAUGGGCAUCCUGCCUGGUGUGGAGGAGAGGUUCAGCUUCAAGACACUGCUGUUCCCAAACAACACUGAGCCAUCCACAAUAUCAGGCUUCAAUGUCAACGUCUGUACCUCUGUCUUGGGAACAUUGAUCCUGGCUUUCAGUGUACUGGCCGUGCAGGGAGGUGUUGUCCUCUGGAACCUCAUAGCUCUUAGCAUCAUCUUCCUGGUGUGUCUCCUUCUCGUCUUCAUCAUAUGGAGACAGCCUGAAAGCAAAACAAAACUUUCCUUCAAGGUUCCACUGGUGCCCUUCAUCCCAGUGAUCAGCAUGUUCGUCAAUGUCUACCUGAUGAUGCAGCUGGAUCGAGGCACUUGGGUUCGAUUUUCAGUCUGGAUGGCUAUAGGUUUAGCAAUCUACUUCUUCUACGGGAUUCAUCACAGCUCUGAGGCAGCUCUGGCCCACUCCUCUAUAGAAACAGAGAUGAACGGUUUCAAGCUUGAUCGUGAACUGGAAGCCACGCCGACAGAAAAGGACGCCUUUCUUUACGAUGGCAUUGACGUUAGGGAAGAACGCGAUGGGGAUUUGUAGUAGGCGUUAGAAAAAGCAGCUUUACGACAACCUGUCCUGACACCAGUCUGUGCGUGUUUUUAGUCAGUUCUCCUUUUGGGGAAAGCUUAGAUAAGCAAACUUUGACUUUUUCAUUAAGCUGCUAAAUAGAACACAAACAGCGGGUGAUAAUCCUCAAGUCAAAGCAGACUUCUACAGCCAUGAUUGAAAUAUUCUGCAAUGUCAAUAUUUUUGCUAGUUCUUAUCUCUUUUGCUUGGCCUCAAGUUUCAGUUGCUCAUUAUCCCUUGGCUGUCUGUGAAGCUGUGGGGGCGGAGCUCAUGUUAGAGACAUGAAAUGUGUUAGUGUUUAAAGAAGAAGGUUUGGAGACAGGGCAGACCAUGUUAGAUCUCUCUUCACGUUGGCUUUUAUGUACUUCUCUUGAGUGUGUCUGGGUUACAUUGCUGGCAGUAGGACUGUGCCAUAACUGAGGUCUGGGUGCCAGAAACUUCUGCAGUAAUAGUUUUGUAUUUUGUUUCGUUUGAAAUAAGAUAACUACAUGUGUAUACAUUUGAAACCAUGUCAGUACUAGAAAAAAAAGUUGGUAGUGCUUAAAUUGUCUGAAACCAGUCUUAGGAGCCAUUAUCUCUUGUCUGAAGACAGCAUUUGGGGACAGCCAAUGUUUUGUCAUUAGACAACAGCCAGUGGUCUGAAGCUGCUGUUUCAUCCAGUGUUUUAUGUCUUUUGUUCUCCGUGUGUCGGUUUAUGUCAUUUGAACCAAAGCCCGGUGGAAUGUGAUUGGUCAAUUCUACAAACACCAACAGAAAAAAGCACAGCAGUUUGGACAUGAAAAAUCUUUAUUGCACAUAAAUUCUGCAUAUUCAUUAGCAGAUUUUUUUUUUUUAAGAAAAUACAAUAAAUCUAUAGAUUUUGAUGCAUGCCAGUCUUCACAGGUAAGUUGCAGCUUCCUACAGAGGAAGUAUAAUGGUCUUAAAGCAAACAGGAAUGUUUGCCAGGUACAGUGGUGUUUGAACGUUUGUGGACACUUUAUAAUUUUUUUAUAUUUCUGCAUAAAUUUGACCAAAAACAACAGAUUUUCCACACAAG